Lepus europaeus (European hare) is the source of this 4331-nucleotide messenger RNA. RefSeq names its product chromobox 2 (gene CBX2). NCBI's taxonomy places the organism in Eukaryota, Metazoa, Chordata, Mammalia, Lagomorpha, Leporidae. The record is from RefSeq and is a predicted model, not a curated record. Bases 22 to 1608 code for a protein of 528 amino acids. Gene Ontology annotation, cellular component: PRC1 complex; heterochromatin. Gene Ontology annotation, biological process: negative regulation of transcription by RNA polymerase II. The transcript is spliced from 5 exons.
GCGGCGGGCGGGGCGGGCAGCAUGGAGGAGCUGAGCAGCGUGGGCGAGCAGGUCUUCGCCGCCGAGUGCAUCCUGAGCAAGAGGCUGCGCAAGGGCAAGCUGGAGUACCUGGUCAAGUGGCGCGGCUGGUCCUCCAAACAUAACAGCUGGGAGCCGGAGGAGAACAUCCUGGACCCUCGGCUGCUCCUGGCGUUCCAGAAGAAGGAGCACGAGAAGGAGGCGCAGAACCGGAAGAGGGGCAAGAGGCCGAGGGGCCGGCCACGGAAGCACACGGUGAUGUCGGCCUGCAGCCGGCGCGCCAAGCUCAAGGAAUCCGACACGCCCUGCAAGUCCAAAUCCAGCAGCUCCUCCUCUUCCUCCACGUCCUCCUCCUCCUCCUCGGACGAAGAGGACGACAGCGACCUGGACGCCAAGAGGGGCCCCCGGGGCCGCGACACCCACCCGGUGCCUCAGAAGAAGGCGCAGAUCCUGGUGGCCAAGCCGGAGCUGAAGGACCCGGUGCGCAAGAAGCGGGGGCGCAAGCCCCUGCCCCCGGAGCAGAAGGCGGCGCGCAGGCCCGUGAGCCUGGCCAAGGUGCUGAAGACGGCCCGCAAGGACCUGGGGCCCCCGCCGCUCAGCGCCCCCGUGGCCGGCCUGGCAGCCCUGAAGGCCCACACCAAGGAGGCCUGCGGCGGCCCGAGCGCCGUAGCCACCGCAGAGAACCUGGCCAGCCUGAUGAAGGGCAUGGCGGGCAGCCCCAGCCGCGGCGGCAUCAGCUGGCAGAGCUCCAUCGUGCACUACAUGAACCGGAUGAGCCAGGGCCAGGCGCAGGCCGCCGGCAGGCUGGCGCUCAAGGCCCAGGCCGCCACCAAGUGUGGCCUCGGGCUGGACCUGAAGGUGAGGACACAGAAAGCGGAGCUGGGGCUGAGCCCCCCAGGAAGCAAAGUCCCCAAGGUCCCCAGCGGCGGGGCCCCAGAGCAGAAAGCGGGGAGCGCCGUGGGGCCCCCCCACGCCCACGGCGGUGGCAAGGUGCCCGCUGGGUGCCCCGGUCCCCAGCCAGCACCCACGCAGGAGCUGAGCCUGCAGGUCCUAGACUUACAGAGCGUCAAGAACGGCGUGCCCGGGGUGGGCCUGCUCGCCCGCCAGGCCGCUGCCACCAAGGCCGGCCCCCCCGCUGCCUCCAGCCCCGCCUCGGGGAAAGGCGCCGGGGGUGCCCCCACAGCAGGCAGUGGGGGCAGCGUGACCGCAGACGCCAGCAAAGGUGAGAGGCUGGCCUCCAGGGCUUCGGCUCUGCCCGCCCCCACGGGCAAGAGGGACGGGGUCAAGGGCAGCGUCACCCCCGGCGGGCAGGAUGGCCACGCGGCCCCUGGCGAAGGCCGGAAGGCGGCCGCGCUGUUGGAGAUGAGCACGGGCGAGGAGAACAGCAGCUCCGACUCGGACCCUGACUCCGCCUCGCUGCCCAGCGCCGGCCACAACCUGUCCGUGUCCGUCCAGACCAGCCAGGACUGGAAGCCCCCACGCAGCCUCAUCGAGCACGUCUUUGUCACUGAUGUCACCGCGAACCUCAUCACUGUCACCGUGAAGGAGUCCCCCACCAGCGUGGGCUUCUUCAGCCUGAAACAUUACUGAAGCCCCCGCGGCCCAGCUGCCCCGGCUGCCGGCCCGCAGCCCAGACCCCCUCGGGGACUGUGUCAGGAGGAGGGUAGGGGGCUCCUUUGGGCAGGCUCACAAGGGACUUCUCCCUAGACGCCCCCUGACCUGGGCUUGGGGCAGGGCUGCAGCCCCUCAGCGUCCUACCUCUCUGGGCCCCUGCCUUGCUUCACCCUUCCACUCAGGAAGCCUGGGCUGCCCCGGCAGUCUGUGCGGCAGGCGGCAGCCCACAGCCCGGCUCCCGAUUGCCGGAAGGGGGUCUCCUGGCCCGGCCCGACGGCUGUGCCCCAGGGUGGAAGAGAAGGGGGUGGGGGUGGGCUUAUGCAGGAAGGGUUCUGCUGGUGGUUCUCCAGGCUCUAGAGGGUGGAGCAGGGGUGACCCCUCCCCCUUCCAACACGGUGCCUGGGCAGUCAAGGGCAAGGGGGUGGACCCUGUUCCUGGCAGCCGAGGGCCAUGGCCUGAAUGUCAGGACGGUUGCUGGCAGCUGCUGGGGUGAGUUCAGGAGCCGGAAGGGGGUGGCCUGGGUGCUGUCUGUCCCCAGCUCAGGAGAGCACCUGCAGCCCCAGCCCUGUUGGCCCACAAGUCCACUGAGGGUGAGGGGGCGGCUGGUCCCAGGGCUCUUCCAUCUGAAGAGCGGCUCUGGGGACAGAACAGAUGUCACUGCCGCCUCUCCUGCUGGCCUGUGCCCCUGCCCAGGGCCCACUGGGGCGCUUCUGGGUUCCAGGAUUGGGGAGGGUGCACAGCUCUGCUGGCUGGGGGCAGUGGUUGGGCCUGGACUGGGCUGCGAGCGGAUCUCUGUGGCGAGUCUUCCUCCAGCCGCUGGGUUCUCCCCGUGACCCCGCAGGCUGGCCCCGAGGCACCGGAAGACAGCAGUUGCGGGGCUGUCCUGCCGUCCGCCAGCUCCCAGAGGUGGUGCAGGAGUUUGCUGAGCCAGACGAGCCAGUCCUUGGAUGCCGCCUCCCCUGACAAUCCCCCCACCUUGGGGGUUCAUUUCCUGCUCUUCACUGAGAGGCCCUGUCCCUGUGCCAUCUGGGGGGCCCCCUGGCAGAAGGUCCCCAGGGAGACUGGCUCUAUCUGCCAGCCGUGGCACUGAGGCCCUUAUCACCCCUCCCGGAGAACGGCAAGUGCUCAGGACCGAGCCUCUUCCCAACUGCCCCCCACCAAGAUGCCUGUGUUUUGGGGCCACCCAAGACUGGUGUCCGAGUUGCUGUCCCGAGAGGCCAGCUUGGGGCAGAGAGGUAGUCCGUGGGUGGCCUGGAGACUGGAGGUGGCAGCAGAGGGCAGUCUGGUCACUGGGUCUCUGUGAUGCCAAAAAGAAUGGCAGGGCCUCACCUGCAGGCCCCGCUGAUCCCUCACCCUCCAUGCCAAAUAGCAAGAGGUGGCCUUGGUGAAGCCAAAUUGAGCUCAACGGCGUGCCUUUGUGGACAGACCUUGUCCGUGACUGCAUCGAGGGCCGUCUGGGCGCAGCCCCCUGGUCUGGUGCCCCUGUCUGCAGACUGGAGGCCUGGGGGUCCUGAUAAGGAGGCAGCGAGGGCCAGUUGGCCCCUGUGCUGUUCUGGGGAGAGACCAGCUCACUGUGUGUCCUGGGAAGUGGAUCCAGUGGCCUGGGCUCCUGGCUCCCGACAGCCAGUGCCUCGCUGUCUUUCUCAAGGGAACUGAACCCCAAGCUUAUGGCGUGUUUCCUGCCAUGGCGGCCCCAAGGCCAGGGGAACAGCUCCCUGCCACGCCCUCGGGUCUCUGAGCUGUCAGGGAAGUGGGGGUGCCUGUCCCCACCGGCCACCUCCCCUGCCCUGAUUUGGUGCCUUUGUUUACCAGCUUCUGCAAUCCCAAAGUUUGAGUCUGCGAACACCUUACCCCCAGCCACUUUGCCUUCUCACUGCGCCCCGUGUCUUCCUGGCGCUGUGGCCAGCAGGUGCACACACGGCCCCAGCCUCUGCCAGGGCACUGCAUCAGAUGCGCAGUGGGAUGUCUGUGUUUACCAAUAAAUAAAAGUAGUACUUUUUGUAUUUUUAUUUGCUGCUAUCUGUGUGUAGCUAGGCAUCGGUCACCCAUCUGAUCUGCCGUGUCCCUCCCUGGGGUCCUAGGUGAGGCUUAGCACGGUGUGUGUGCGUCGAAUACGUUCCUACCCCAUCUUGUCUUUGUUUGCUUCUGUAUCAUGUAGGAAGAAAUGGCUCGUCUGUCCUGUUCCUUAGAGGGUUCAGAUAUUUUUAUAUAUAUAUUUUUGGUACCAAAAAAGAGUGUUGCUUGCUUUAGUUACACUCAAAAUCCUGAUCUGACUAGCGAGGGCGCUGGGCCUGACCUUUCAACCCAUGCCAAUCACUGGCUGGAUUUGUGGUUUUUUAAUUAAAAAAAAAAAAAGCCAAAUCACCCAUAUAGGCCACAUGUAAUUGCCUUAAACUGUGGCUGUUUGCUUCAUUGCCUUGGGAAAACUUAAGAGCUUCGCUGGAAGGACAGCAGCCCAGCGUGGUCAGCACCAGCCAGUCCAGGGCAGUGUGCCCCCCAGGGAGCCCCUCACGGCUUGGGGAGGGGGGAGGCAGUGCCUACACGAGCAGACUUUCAAGUGCGCCUCAUGACCCUAGAGCUUUCUGAGUAUUUGGGGGGAACUAACACUAGCAUAGGUGCAGCUUCUUUAGGGCGAUGUUAAUUUAUUUUUGCUGGAGAAAUUAGCAAAGGGUGUCACAGGUUUGCAUCAUUUUGUUAAC